Microthlaspi erraticum is the source of this 1989-nucleotide messenger RNA. The record is from the annotation of a GenBank genome assembly. Lineage: Eukaryota; Viridiplantae; Streptophyta; Magnoliopsida; Brassicales; Brassicaceae.
AUGGAGACGCCAGUUUUGGGACUUGAGCUACGAUGUCCUCAUCAUCUCUUCAACACUAACUCUCGUCCCUCUUCCUCUCUCUCCCUUCCCGCCGUCUCACUACGAAUCCUCGCGGCGUCGACUGCGGCGGCAUCUUCCGCCGUGGAAUCGCCGGCGACCGUAGCUGAGUCUCCUCGUUCGAGACCUCAUUCCAAAUCCUACCUGACUAGGAAAUCCGCUAUUUCUGAAGUAGAACAGUCCUCAGAUUUCCUCUCCUCUCUGCAGAGACUAGCAAGAGUUUUGAAGGUGCAAGACUUGAAUGUGAUUUUGCGUGAUUUUGGAAUCUCUGGAAGAUUGCAGGAUCUUAUCCAGCUCUUUGAUUGGAUGCAACAACAUGGAAAGAUUAGCGUUUCAACGUACAGCAGCUGCAUAAAGUUUGUGGGCGAAAAAAGUGUCUCCAAGGCUCUAGAAAUAUACCAAAGCAUUCCAGACGACUCAACCAAAAUCAACGUCUUUAUAUGCAACUCCAUUCUUAGCUGUCUUGUCAAGAAUGGAAAGCUUGACUCCUGCAUCAAGUUGUUUGAUCAGAUGAAGCGCGAUGGUCUCAAACCAGAUGUUGUUACCUAUAAUACGCUGCUUGCAGGUUGCAUCAAGGUCAAAAAUGGAUUUCCUAAGGCUAUGGAACUCGUCGGAGAGCUGCCACAUAACGGGAUACAGAUGGACGGUGUGAUGUAUGGGACGGUCCUGGCCAUUUGUGCUUCAAAUGGUCGGUGUGAAGAAGCUGAAAACUUUAUCCAGCAGAUGAAGGUUGAUGGUCAUUCACUCAAUAUAUAUCAUUACAGCUCCUUGCUCAAUUCUUAUUCUUGGAAAGGGGAUUACAAGAAAGCUGACGAGCUGAUGACCGAGAUGAAAUCAGUAGGAUUAGUGCCAAACAAGGUGAUGAUGACAACUUUACUAAAGGUUUAUAUUAAAGGAGGUCUGUUUGAAAGAUCAAGAGAAUUACUUUCUGAACUUGAAUCCGCAGGCUACGCCGAGAACGAGAUGCCAUAUUGUAUGCUGAUGGAUGGUCUUUCAAAGACGGGAAAGUUGGAAGAGGCGAGGUCAAUCUUUGAUGAUAUGAAAGCGAAAGGUGUAAAAUCUGAUGGCUAUGCAAACAGCAUCAUGAUGUCUGCUUUAUGUCGAAAUAAGCGUUUCGAGGAGGCAAAACAACUGGCAAGGGACUCUGAAGCCACUUAUGAAAAAUGCGAUUUGGUUAUGUUAAACACGAUGCUCACAGCCUAUUGCAGAGCCGGAGAAAUGGAAAGCGUUAUGCGAAUGAUGAAGAAGAUGGAUGAGCAAGCCGUUAGUCCUGACUAUAACACUUUCCAUAUCUUGAUCAAAUAUUUCAUCAAGGAGAAACUGCUCCUACUUGCGUACCAAACCUUACUUGACAUGCACAGUAAAGGCCACCGGCUUGAGGAGGAACUUUGUUCGUCCUUGAUAUACCAUCUCGGUAAGACUAGAGCUCACUCGGAAGCAUUCUCAGUCUACAAUAUGUUGAGAUACAGCAAAAGAACUAUCUGCAAAGAUCUGCAUGAGAAAAUUCUCCACACUCUAAUCCAAGGGAAGCUCCUCAAAGACGCAUACGUUGUAGUGAAGGACAAUUGGAAAAUGAUCUCACAGCCAACUUUAAGGAAAUUUGGCAGAGCUUUUAUGAUCUCCGGUAAUAUUAAUUUAGUGAACGAUGUUCUCAAGGCAUUGCAUGCUUCUGGCCACAAAAUCGACCAGGUUCAGUUUGAGAUGGCGAUUUCCCGAUACAUUUCGGAACCUGAUAAAAAGGAACUGCUGCUUCAACUUCUACAAUGGAUGCCUGGUCAAGGAUACGUUGUUGACUCCUCCACAAGAAACCUCAUUCUUAAGAACUCUCACUUGUUUGGUCGGCUACUCAUCGCAGAGAUAUUGUCUAAGCAUCAUAUACCUUCAAGGACAAUGACAAAAUCUCGAUCCGGGCCUAAAUUUAGAAGUAAAUAA